This is a messenger RNA of Molossus molossus (Pallas's mastiff bat), 523 nucleotides long. It is a transcript of the gene HSBP1L1, whose product is annotated as heat shock factor binding protein 1 like 1. The transcript has 4 exons. The coding region runs from base 187 to 432 and encodes 81 amino acids. Gene Ontology annotation, cellular component: nucleus; cytosol. NCBI's taxonomy places the organism in Eukaryota, Metazoa, Chordata, Mammalia, Chiroptera, Molossidae. The record is from RefSeq and is a predicted model, not a curated record. Gene Ontology annotation, molecular function: transcription corepressor activity. Gene Ontology annotation, biological process: cellular heat acclimation.
CUUCGUCUCCCGGCUUGGACAGCUGUGCCCCGCCCAGGACUUCACCACCAGCACCUAAGUUGUUCUGCAUCUACAGCACAUCCAGGCUCUCAGUUGUUCACUCUGCAGCCCGAGCCCUGCCCGCGGCCACCGGAGCCACCUGGACCCACCUGGACUGGGGGCCCACCCCACACGCCCCAUGUCCACAUGGACACCCAGGAACCAGAAGACCCCGGGGACGUGCUGCAGAGCAAGGCAGAAAAUCUAUUUCACGAACUUCAAGAACAUUUUCAAGCUCUGACCGCAACAUUAAACCUCAGAAUGGAAGAAAUGGGGAACCGCCUCCAGGACUUGCAGAGGAACGUGAGCGACUUAAUGGUGCAAGCUGGGAUCCACAAUGCCAUCAAAGAACAAAUGGUAAAGCCAUCACUAGGAAACCAACAGACAGAGUGAGCCCUGGACACUGUGGCCCCUGGCGGCGGAAGGCGGACGCGAAUCCACAGGGAGCUCAGGUCGACUCGACUCACUUGGUGGUGAGCCCGUG